UAUCUAUACUUUUCUAAUUUUAAAAUGGUACCACCCGACUUCUCAUGGUUGGUUUAAAGUGGGAUUGAUAACUGAGUGGAGCAUCCAUGUGCUUCCAAAUCCUUCUCUAUUAACAAAACCCAACAUAAUCAUAAAAAUUUAUUUUGUUUGUCUCAAGCUGGAGGCUAGCUAGCUAGACCCCGCUAGGAAUAUUCUAAUCACCAAUUAAGCAUUGAUCACCAAAUAAUUAAGUUGCCUAUAUAUAAAGGAAGCAACCCUGAAGGCUGUAGCUAACUAACUCAUCAUUCAUAAAGAUAAAACGCAACCAUGUAUGCUUCAACUUCCUUCACUUCACACAUAGUUCAUGACCUUGUCAUACAAUCUCACUCAAGAAGGUUACUCAUGCUCCCAAAUCCACUUGCUCAUCACGAUUCCUCACCACCUCCAACAAACAACAACUCAACCCAUUUAUACCUCGGAAACAGUUCUUUCGAUGCCAACGUUGUCAUGGUCCUCUCCGUCCUCCUAUGCGCACUUAUUUGCUCCUUAGGAUUGAACGCAGUCAUAAGGUGUGCUUUGAGGUGUUCCGAUUUGGUAAUCAACGACUCAUCAUCGUCAUCAAAUCCUAGCCCUUCAUCAUCAUCAUCAAGUAGUCGAUUGGCCAACACGGGAAUCAAGAAGAAAGCUUUGAAGACUUUUCCGAUAAUCACAUACGAGUCAACUGAGUUAAACAAAGUACCUGGUUUGGACACCGAGUGUGUGAUAUGCCUCUCGGACUUCACAAAUGGUGAAAAGUUGCGUAUUCUGCCAAAAUGUAACCAUGGCUUCCAUGUUAGCUGCAUUGACAAGUGGCUCACUUCUCAUUCAUCUUGUCCCAAGUGCAGACACUGCCUAAUUCACACGUGCCAAAAGAUUGUUGGCGGAACUACUCAUCCUCCUCCUCCUCUACCUCAAACCAUUAUAAGCAUUGAACCACUGGACCCAGAAACUAUGGUGCGUAAUUAUACAUAGAUAGCAACCAAACUAAAUUAGUAUGCAUAGAACUCUGGUACGGCUCUGUUCUGUUCAGUGAAGCCAAAGGCUAUAUAGCUACCCAACACCAAUAUUCACUCAUAAACAAUGGGUGGUGGUAGUUGGUAAUGAAAAUUAUGUUUAUUUAUUUUAUUUUU
Arachis ipaensis is the source of this 1148-nucleotide messenger RNA. RefSeq names its product RING-H2 finger protein ATL78. NCBI's taxonomy places the organism in Eukaryota, Viridiplantae, Streptophyta, Magnoliopsida, Fabales, Fabaceae. Gene Ontology annotation, biological process: protein ubiquitination. Gene Ontology annotation, molecular function: transferase activity. The record is from RefSeq and is a predicted model, not a curated record.